Messenger RNA from Equus caballus (horse), 3552 nucleotides. RefSeq names its product DIS3 like 3'-5' exoribonuclease 2 (gene DIS3L2). Gene Ontology annotation, cellular component: P-body. Gene Ontology annotation, molecular function: 3'-5'-RNA exonuclease activity; RNA binding. NCBI's taxonomy places the organism in Eukaryota, Metazoa, Chordata, Mammalia, Perissodactyla, Equidae. The record is from RefSeq and is a predicted model, not a curated record. Gene Ontology annotation, biological process: miRNA catabolic process.
ACCCCUGGGCUGGCCGGCAGGGCUCCGCGGCGCUUCGCGGGGCACCUGCGGCGGCUGCGCCGGCCGAGGGCCCUCCGCUCCUGGCGUCGCGCCUGCCCACCUCACGCCCCCGGCUCCCCGCAGACCGGCCUCGCAGGCCCGGCUCCUCGCGCCCAGGCCCCGCCGGCCCGCCCCUGGAGCCCAGCGUGGUGCGCGGGGAGGAAAACCGGAGUUAGAGAGCCAGCUGCUGUAGAGAGGACGCCUCCCGGGGCUCGGGUCACCUGUGGGCGCGUGCUUCUGGGUCCUGAUCCGGAUGUUUGGGACUGGCAGGGAUGGGGCGCCUCAGGAGCCUGGGACGGCAGCCUCUUAACUACGAGAAAGUAGAGUCCUGGAGAAGUUUCAGUGAUUUGCCCAAGGACAGACAUCUGCUAGUAAGAACUGAGCUGCUCAAGGCAGGAAGAACUCUGAGCUGAGCAGUGGAGGCCCUCCUGGAUUGGAGAGAAGAGGCAACCUUGGAACCAGUAAUGAGCCAUCCUGACUACAGGCUGACACUCCGGCCCCUGGAGACCCCCAGAGGUGUGUCCUCUGUGGUUGGCCCACAUGGUGUUGGUGCUUCGCCAGGUGACAAAAAGUCAAAGAACAAGUCCCUACGAGGGAAGAAAAAGAGCAUAUUUGAAACCUACAUGUCCAAGGAAGAUGUUUCAGAAGGCUUGAAGAGAGGAACACUUAUCCAGGGUAUAUUGAGAAUUAAUCCAAAGAAGUUUCAUGAAGCCUUCAUUCCUUCCCCGGAUGGUGAUCGAGACAUUUUUAUUGAUGGGGUCGUUGCUCGUAAUAGAGCCUUGAAUGGGGAUCUGGUGGUCGUGAAGCUGUUUCCGGAGGAACAGUGGAAGGUAAUUAAACCAGACAGCAAUGACAAAGAAACAGAAGGUGCCUAUGAAUCAUAUCUCCCUGAGGAGCUCUGUGGAAGCCUUCUCCCACAACAGUCCCUGAAAGGCUAUAAUGACAGUCCUGAUGUCAUUAUAGAGGCUCAGUUUGAUGACAGCGACUCAGAAGAUGGACAUGGCAACACACAAAAUAUUCUUGUUGAUGGUGUUAAGAAACUCUCGGUUUGUCUUCAUGAAAAAGGAAUAUUUAAAGUAUCUAUCUCAGAGACAGUUGUAGUUUUUAUUCCCAAAGGACAGAAAAGUUACACAGUUGGAAAAGAGGAUGCUGGUGCACCAGUUACAAAAGAUGAGAACACCUCCAUGGCACAGGAUACAAGAACUUUACCAGAGAAGUCACUGCAAAGAUCAGCAAAGGUGGUUUACAUCUUGGAGAAAAAACAUUCCCGAGCAGCAACUGGCUUCCUCAAACUCUUGGCUGAUAAGAACAGUGAACUAUUUAGGAAAUACGCAUUGUUUUCUCCCUCGGACCACCGAGUGCCUAGAAUUUAUGUGCCUCUCAAGGACUGUCCCCAGGACUUUGUGACUCGGCCUAAGGAUUAUGCCAACACGCUGUUCAUCUGCCGCAUCGUGGACUGGAAGGAGGACAGCAAUUUUGCGCUGGGGCAGCUGGCUAAGAGUCUUGGGCAGGCUGGCGAAAUCGAGCCUGAAACAGAAGGAAUACUAACAGAGUAUGGUGUGGAUUUCUCUGAUUUCUCUUCAGAAGUUCUAGAAUGUCUCCCUCAAGGCCUGCCCUGGACAAUUCCACCGGAGGAAUUCAACAAGAGGAGAGAUUUAAGAAAAGACUGUAUCUUCACCAUUGAUCCGUCAACUGCCCGCGACCUUGAUGAUGCCCUCUCCUGCAAGCCACUCACUGAUGGCAACUUUGAAGUGGGAGUUCACAUCGCUGACGUGAGUUACUUUGUUCCGGAGGGAUCUGAUUUGGAUAAAGUGGCUGCUGAGAGAGCUACAAGUGUCUACUUGGUUCAGAAGGUCAUCCCCAUGCUUCCCAGGCUGCUGUGUGAGGAGUUGUGCAGCCUCAAUCCUAUGACUGACAAGCUGACCUUCUCCGUGAUCUGGACACUAACUCCAAAGGGCAAGAUCCUUGAUGAAUGGUUUGGCCGGACUAUCAUCCGCUCCUGCACCAAACUGAGCUAUGAACAUGCACAGAGCAUGAUUGAAAGCCCUACUAAGAAAAUCCCUGAGAAGGAGCUGCCCCCCAUCUCCCCGGAGCACACCAGUGAGGAGGUACACCGGGCUGUCUUGAAUCUCCACGGAAUUGCAAAGGAGCUACGCAAGCAGCGAUUUGUGGAUGGCGCCCUGCGUUUGGAUCAGCUAAAGCUUGCUUUUACUCUGGACCAUGAGACUGGAUUGCCUCAAGGAUGUCACAUCUACGAGUACCGAGACAGCAACAAGCUCGUGGAGGAGUUCAUGCUCUUGGCCAACAUGGCAGUGGCCCACAAGAUCCACCGCGCCUUCCCCGAGCGGGCCCUGCUGCGCCGGCACCCUCCACCCCAGACCAAAAUGCUCAAUGACUUGGUGGAAUUCUGUGACCAAAUGGGGCUGUCCAUGGACUUCAGCUCUGCCGGGGCCCUCAAUAAAAGUCUGACCGAAACAUUUGGAGAUGACAAGUACUCACUGGCCCGGAAGGAGGUGCUCACCAACAUGUGCUCCCGGCCCAUGCAGAUGGCGCUGUACUUCUGCUCUGGGAUGCUGCAGGACCAGGCGCAGUUCCGCCACUACGCCCUCAACGUACCGCUCUAUACGCACUUCACCUCUCCCAUCCGCCGUUUCGCCGACGUCCUGGUGCACCGUCUCCUGGCUGCCACACUCGGCUACAGGGAGGUACCCAAUGUGGAGCCUGAUGCCCUGCAGAAGCAGGCUGACCACUGUAAUGACCGCCGCAUGGCGUCCAAGCGUGUGCAGGAGCUCAGCACCAGCCUCUUCUUUUCCGUCCUGGUCAAGGAGAGUGGCCCCCUGGAGUCGGAAGCCAUGGUGCUGGGCGUCCUGAACCAAGCCUUCGACGUGCUGGUGCUACGCUACGGGGUGCAGAAGCGUGUCUACUGUAACGCACUGCCCCUGCGGUCCCACCACUUCCAGCGGGUGGGCAAGAAACCGGAGCUCACACUUCUCUGGGAGCCUGAGGCCAUGGAGCAGGAGCCAGUGCGUCAGGUCAUCACCAUCUUCAGCCUGGUGGAGGUAGUGCUGCAGGCGGAGGACGCGGCCCUCAAGUACAGCGCCAUCCUGAAGCGGCCGGGCACCGAGGGCCUCCUGGGCCUGCAGGACGAGGAGGAGUGUGACCACGACCAGCAGGAGGACUGAGGCUGCGAGCCUGGCCACACCCCACCCAGCGACGUACCAACCUCCCCCACUGGCUUUUAGGAAUAAGACCUUUGCACACCAAAGGGGAUUUUUAAUUUGGUUUUUAACAACUCAGGGUUUUGUUUUUAUUUUUUCCUUUUACUUCAUUUUUGCUGCUCAGUUUUUAACGAACUGGAGGGGAGCGGGUGGGGCUGGACGGAAGGCUGGGGCCUGGCCAGUGCUCCUGGGAGGCCAGCCCCACUUCUGCCAGGCCACCACUGCCUUCCCCUGCCCAGGAAGCCAGGGGUUUUCAGCGAAUCAGUGUCAUGGAAUAAAAUCAAGUGCGAAGCGC